Molecule: messenger RNA, 1410 nt
Organism: Ciona intestinalis (vase tunicate)
Lineage: Eukaryota; Metazoa; Chordata; Ascidiacea; Phlebobranchia; Cionidae
Product: large ribosomal subunit protein uL3
Biological process (GO): translation
Cellular component (GO): cytosolic large ribosomal subunit; ribosome
Molecular function (GO): RNA binding; structural constituent of ribosome
Source: RefSeq, a predicted model, not a curated record
GUCCCCUAAGAUCGUCUGAACGUCACGCAUGAACAUUGGUCACGUGGUUCGUAGACGUAAUAUAACGUGCGAGAUUUUAGAAAUCUUUCCUUUUCUCAGCGCUGUUGAAAUGUCUCAUCGAAAGUUUUCUGCGCCACGUCACGGCUCUUUGGGGUUCUUACCUCGUAAGCGGUCGUCCCGUCAUCGUGGAAAAGUUAAGGCUUUUCCCAGAGAUGACCCAUCUAAACCAUGCCAUUUAACGGCUUUCAUCAGCUACAAAGCUGGCAUGACCCACGUUGUUCGUGAAGUUGACCGACCAGGGUCAAAGGUUAACAAGAAAGAAGUUGUGGAUGCCGUAACCAUCUUGGAAGCGCCACCCAUGAUAGUGGUUGGUGUGAUCGGUUACAUCGAAACCCCUCGUGGUCUACGAACUUUGAAAACCUUGUUUGCCGAACAUCUGAGCGACGAAUGCAAACGCCGAUUCUACAAAAACUGGUACGCAUGCAAAAAGAAGGCCUUCACCAAAUCGUGCCGAAAAUGGCAAGACGAAGAAGGCAAGCGUCAAAUCGACCGCGAUUUCAACCAGAUGAAGAAAUACUGCAAAGUGAUCCGUGUUAUCGCACACACCCAGAUGAAACUUCUCCCAAUCACCCAGAAGAAGUCCCACAUCAUGGAGAUCCAAGUGAAUGGUGGAACCAUUCCAGAGAAGGUUGACUACGCACGAGACUUGCUGGAGAAACCAGUCCCAGUCUCAAACAUUUUCGCCAAGGAUGAAAUGAUUGAUAUCAUUGGUGUGAACAAGGGGCAUGGAGAGAAAGGUGUUACUUCUCGUUGGCAUACAAAGAAACUUCCACGAAAAACCCACAAGGGUUUGAGAAAGGUUGCUUGUAUUGGUGCGUGGCAUCCAGCCAGAGUUGCUUAUUCUGUUGCAAGAUCAGGUCAAAAGGGUUACCAUCACCGAACUGAGGUGAACAAGAAGAUCUACAGAUUAGGAGCUGGUAUCCAUAAAGAGGGUGGCAAGCUCAUUAAGAACAAUGCUGCUACUGAGACUGAUAUUACAGAUAAGAGCAUCACCCCUAUGGGAGGUUUCCCCCAUUAUGGUGAGGUAAAGAACGACUUUGUGAUGAUCAAAGGUUGUUGUAUUGGACCUAAAAAGCGAGUGCUUACCCUUCGGAAGUCACUGAUCACACACACCAAACGUGCAGCUCUGGAGAAAAUCAAUUUGAAAUGGAUCGACACGUCAUCAAAGUUCGGGCAUGGUCGUUUCCAAACACACGAGGAGAAACGUGCCUUCAUGGGACCGCUCAAGAAGGAUCGUCUCGCCGCCGCUGCUGCUGCCGCUACCACAACCACAACCACCGCUUAAAUUAUUUUGCGGUCGAAUGGUUUAUCGUGCAUUGCUCGACAAUAAAAUAAAUAUGAAAACCCGGA